UUUCUGUCGGAAUCGUUCCGUCUUCGGUCCUUCUGUUUCCGUGUCUGGAAGGAGAGCAGUGGUGUGAUUCAGAGGAAGCGUUUAUCCGUCAAAAUGCAGGACCCAAAUGAAGACACAGAGUGGAAUGAUAUCUUGAGGAAAAAAGGCAUUCUUCCUCCCAAAGAGGUGCCUAAAGAUGAUGAAGAGGAGGAGCUGGCUCUCCAACAGCAGUCUAUAGUUAAAACGUAUGAGGACAUGACGUUGGAUGAACUGGAGGAGAAUGAAGAUGAGUUUGGUGAAGAAGAUGAGGCCGCCAUCGAAAUGUACAGACAGAAGCGUAUUGCAGAGUGGAAGGCUACUCAGAUUAAAAACGUGUUUGGAGAGGUGGUGGAAAUCUCAGGGCAGGACUACAUCAAGGAGGUCAACAAGGCCGGAGAGGGCAUCUGGGUGGUGCUGCAUCUCUACAAACAGGGCAUCCCUCUGUGUACGCUCAUCAAUCAGCACCUGACCAUGUUGGCCAGGAAGUUCCCUCAGACCAAGUUCCUCAAAUCCAUCUCCACCACCUGCAUCCCCAACUACCCGGACCGCAACCUGCCCACCAUCUUUGUCUAUUUUGAGGGCGAGAUGAAGGCUCAGUUCAUUGGGCCACUGGUCUUUGGGGGCAUGAACCUCAAAGUUGAAGAGCUGGAGUGGAGGUUAUCAGAGUCUGGGGCAGUAAAAACAGACCUGGAGGAAAACCCCAAGAAGCAAAUCGAAGACAAGCUAAUGUCAUCGAUCAGAAGUUCGCUUCCUACAAGAAAGGACAGUGACUCUGAGGAUGAGGAUUAUUAGAAACAUGCUUUUUACUCCAAACCAGAAAAACUGUGUGGCCGAUUUGUGGGAAACACUCAGAGGACCUUGAGCAGGGACAGAGAGGGGGCGACAUGUCCUUUUGUCAGCAUAUACAUUUCAUAUUUUAACCACUCUGACUCUUAUGUGGAACUCAAUCCUGCUCAAGGGCACUUGAACGGGACACUUGGCUGGACCCAUGACCUUGUUGAACAACCAGCCUCCUGUACAUUUCUGUGGGAAAGUUGGGAAACAGUACAGUCACUCUUUUGUAAUGUAAAAAAACAUCUCAUCUGAUUUUUUUUUUUUUU
Messenger RNA from Centropristis striata (black sea bass), 1118 nucleotides. RefSeq names its product phosducin-like 3 (gene pdcl3). The coding region runs from base 94 to 810 and encodes 238 amino acids. The record is from RefSeq and is a predicted model, not a curated record. The transcript has 6 exons. Gene Ontology annotation, cellular component: cytoplasm. Gene Ontology annotation, biological process: protein folding; angiogenesis; positive regulation of gene expression. NCBI's taxonomy places the organism in Eukaryota, Metazoa, Chordata, Actinopteri, Perciformes, Serranidae.